This is a messenger RNA of Paramecium sonneborni, 2361 nucleotides long. The record is from the annotation of a GenBank genome assembly. Lineage: Eukaryota; Ciliophora; Oligohymenophorea; Peniculida; Parameciidae.
AUGGAAUCGAAACUUAAUGAAUUUGAAAUUUUAAAUAAAUUAGGAGAGGGUAGUUUUGGAUAAGUUUAUAAAGUAAGACGUAAAGCUGAUAAAUAAACAUAUGUAAUGAAACAAAUAAACAUUUCAAAAAUGAAUUAAAGAAUGAAAAAUGAAGCUUUAAAUGAAGCAAGUAUUUUAGCAAAAUUAGACAGUUCUUAUAUUGUGAAAUAUUAUGAAUCAUUUAUAGAUAAGUAAUUGUUAUGUAUAGUAAUGGAAUUUUGUGAAGGUGGAGAUUUACAUAAACUGCUAAAAAUGUAAAUGGGAAGACCAUUAUCAGAAAAUUAAGUCUGGAAAUUCUUGAUUUAAACAACAUUAGGGUUAGCAUAUCUUCAUAAAAAUAAAGUUUUGCAUCGAGAUAUAAAGUCAAUGAAUAUAUUUUUAUCAAAAGAUUAAGUUCGUAUAGGAGACUUAGGAGUAGCUAAAUUAUUAAAUGAUUAAAACAACUUUGCUAAAACUAUGGUAGGGACUCCAUAUUACUUAUCACCAGAAAUGUGUGAAGAGAAACCUUAUAAUGAAAAAAGUGAUAUUUGGGCAUUGGGAUGUGUGAUCUAUGAACUCUGUACUUUUAAACAUCCUUUUGAGGCUAAUAGUUAAGGAGCUCUUGUAUUCAAAAUUAUUAAAGGCAAAUAUGAACCUAUAGGAUAAAUGUAUUCUUAAGCAUUAGCAUAAUUAAUUGAUUUAUGUUUGUAAAAAAAUUACAAUCAAAGACCUGAUGCAUUCUAACUUUUAUAACAAUCAAGUAAUUAUAAAUAUAACAUUAGACAGGUCUCUUGUUAUAAGCCUAAAACUUGAGAAUGCAAUUAAAUUUAAAUUAACCUCAUCCUAAUUCUAAAUAAAUUUUAUCUACUGCACCAAUCCAAACUCCAAUCAUCCCAAAACCUAAAGAAGUCUAAUCUUCUUUAGCAACUCCUGUCCCUGUCUCAAUUAAAAGUACUCCUUAGAGUAAACCUUUUAAAGCUAAGAUUCCUUAAUCUAAUUAGAAUUUGUAACUAGAAGUAAAAGGCAAAUAAGAACCUGUAAGAGAUACUCCUAUUGUAUAAAAAAAAGUGGUUCAAGUUCCUCCUCCAUCCGCUCCAUAAUAAGUUUAAAAUUAAAAAAUGGAUGACUUCUAUAAAGAUUGGAGAGAUAAAGUUUCUGAAUUACAAAAAUAAAAAUAGGAUGAUAGAAUUAUUGUUUCUAAGCCUGAACUAUUAAAAGCUGAAUUUCAACCUAUUGCCUCACCCAUAAUAGCAUCUUAAUAAAACAAUAAAUCUAAUUAGCAACCAAGCAUUUUUGCUAGUUAAUAGGUUCAACCUACAAAAAAACCUAUUGUAUAAGUUAAAGCAAAAGUUUCUAAUCCUAAUAUUGAAGAAGUUGAUAAAAAAAGAGUAAGAAAAGGAGCACCUAAAGAACCUGCUAGGUAAGUUAAAGAACCAUUAAGAAAGGCUGAAAAAAUAGAUUAAGUAAAAGAUACUACAAAAUAGUAAAAUAAAAAUAAAAGCACAAAAUAAUAAACAUGUUCAUAAGAAGAGGUUGAUAUGGUAUUAAAUUUACCUGAUUUUGUUUCUAAAGAAGAUAAUAAUUAAAAAGUAAUUCAACCUGAAAGAGAAAUUAUAGAUAUUGCUUCAUUUAUUGAUGAAAUUCCAACAACUUUAAUUGAAUCUUAGGAUGAUAUGGAAUCAAAUCAUUAUGUUUAAGUACAAUUUAAAUCUGAACUUAAUCCUCUAGAAAAAUAAGAUAGUUAAAAUAAUGAUGAUAAUUAAUAAGAUUCAGAUAAAGGAGUAAGAUUUUUAUUAUUUAAAUCUCUAGGCUUAUACAGAUCCCGAAGAUCUUGAAGAUUAAGAUGAUGAAUAAGAAAAAGAUGAUACUACUGAUUAUGGAUAUGAAUAGCCAAUUUAAAAUAGAGAUAUACACACCAUUCAAGAAGAAACCUUUGAAGAUACAAAUAAUGCAAAUCAAUUUAUUGAAUUAUGCAUUGAUAAUAAGAAAAUGGAUCUUAAUAAAUAAUUGUUAGAAGCUGAAUAAAGAAAAAUGGAAUUGGAGUAGUUUUUAUUAAUUAAAAGAAAAGAAUGCAUUCAAGAUUUAGGAUAAAAAUUAUUUGAAGAAGUUAUCAAUUUCUUAAGGGCUAAAUUAAAUGUAAAUAAUAUCAAAUAAUUAUAGUCUCAAGAAGAAUUAAAUGAUAAAGAUUAAGAAGAAAUAGAUGAUUUGAUACAAAAUAAAUUACUUAAUACAAAGAAUCCUUAAAUUAUAUAUGUCAUAUAUAAAAUCUUACACUUCGAAAUUGAAAUCACGAAAAGUGUUGAUAGAAUUAAGGAUUUAUCUGAAUAAUUAAAUAACUUGUGA